Spodoptera litura is the source of this 929-nucleotide messenger RNA. RefSeq lists its product as uncharacterized. The record is from RefSeq and is a predicted model, not a curated record. NCBI's taxonomy places the organism in Eukaryota, Metazoa, Arthropoda, Insecta, Lepidoptera, Noctuidae.
AUGAGACUCAAGUCAUUAGAAAAAAGAUUAAUUAAAGACACAUGUUUAAAAGACAAAUACAUAGAAGUAAUAAACGAAUACUUACAAUUAGGACAUCUUCGACCUGUAAAGGAAGUGGACGAUAAAAAGGAUCAAGCGGUAUACUUACCACACCACGCCGUAGUAAGGAAUGACAAGACAACUACGAAGGUUCGGGUGGUAUUUAAUGCCUCUGAAAAAAAUAAAAAAGGUAUUUCCCUAAAUGAUACGCUGAUGGUCGGACCAACUCUACAAGCAGACCUAAGACAUACUGUUUUAAGGUGGAGGACACACUCGAUUGGUUUAGUGGCCGAUAUAAUAAAGAUGUAUCGACAAAUUAGAAUUGCUGACGAAGACGCCAUGUUCCAAAGGAUUCUUUGGCGGGACAGCCCUGAUAAGCCAAUCAGAGAUUAUGAGCUGGUCACUGUGACUUUUGGUACCGCUUCGGCUCCAUAUCAGGCGGUAAGAACUCUUCACCAAAUCGCAUAUGAUGAAAAAGACAAUUAUCCUUUAGCGGCAGACAUAACAUUGAAUAGUUUUUAUAUGGAUGAUCUGAUGACCGGGAGUGACAGUGUACAAGAAGGCAUAGACAUAUUUAAACAGAUAAAUGUAUUACUGAAAAAAGGAGGAUUCAUUCUGCAAAAAUGGAAUAGUAACAAUCAGGAAAUCAUGAAAAUAAUAGAACAAAUGAAGGUAACGGAAGGGGAAGUAGAACAAACAGAUCCUAUAAAUAAAGAGAAUAAGGAUUUAGAAAUAAAAUUAGAUAGUACAAUAAAAAUACUAGGUCUUACCUGGAACCGGGACGACGAUAGCUUCCAAUAUACCGUGAAUCUUCCUCCGCUGACGACAGCACCUGUAACUAAAAGACAAGUUAUAUCGGACAUAGCCAGAUUGUUUGACCCUCUAGGCUG